Messenger RNA from Chaetura pelagica (chimney swift), 2118 nucleotides. RefSeq names its product glycerol-3-phosphate acyltransferase 2, mitochondrial (gene GPAT2). The record is from RefSeq and is a predicted model, not a curated record. Bases 1 to 2118 code for a protein of 705 amino acids. The transcript is spliced from 20 exons. Lineage: Eukaryota; Metazoa; Chordata; Aves; Apodiformes; Apodidae. Gene Ontology annotation, cellular component: mitochondrial membrane.
AUGGCAGUGGGCGGGGAUGUGAGCUCCACUGGACACGUUUCCCAGGGUGCUGGUCCCACUGGAUCCAGGGAAACCAAGAUGAAAACCUGGAUCUGUGAUUCGGGACAGAAGCUGGAAAUUUUCAUCCCAUUUUUGGGCAAAUCCCGACCCUUCACGGGACGUUGCUGCCAAACCUGCACCCCCAAGAGCUGGGAUGGUUUCUUCCACCAGCAACUUGGCUACCUUGGCUUCCGUGAUGCUGCCCGGGUGGCUGAGGAGGACACACCGUUCCGGGGCUGGCUGGUCCGAAGGGUCUGUGCUUUCCUGAUGGUUUGGAACCGGAAAGUUCCUGCUGACAUCCCCAGAGACCUCCUGGAGAGGGUCUGCCAGAGCAGGAGGGUGCAGGAUGCUGCUGGCCUGUCCCACGGCUCCAGAGGGGACAGCAAAUCCCAGCAGGGCUGGAAGGAGAAAGUCCUGGAGAUCCUGGCCCAGAUCCAGGCCCCGCUCUCAAUCCCCACCCUGAGGUUGUGCUGCUGGGUCCUGCUCAAGCUCCUGAACUGCCUCUUCCUCGCGGUGCAGCUCCACCGUGGGCAGCUGGAGAUGGUCCUGAGGGCUGCCCGGAUGCAGGCUCUGCUGAUCUUCCUGGAGGAGCCCCAGGCCCCCUGGCAGCUGUCGGGCCCUGCUCGGGCCUGGCUGGUUGCCCUGCUCCGCGCCCUGCGCCGCCACGCCGUGCCCGACCUGCUGCUGCUCCCCGUCGGCAUCGCCUACGACCUGGUGCCAGGAGGUCUGCAGCAGCAUGGAGAGUGUCCCCCCCGUCCCCUCAGCCUGGGCUCCUGCCUGUGGAUGCUGUGCCGGGCGUUGCGCCAGCCCCGCGGCUUUGCCCGCGUGGACUUUGCCCAGCCCUUCUCCUUGCAGGAGUUUGUGGCCAAAAAGCUGGUGAUCAGUGGGGAGACCCUGGAGGAGCUACUGCUGCCCGCCAUCCUUGGCACCUGCCCUGUUCUGCCAGAGGCCAAGAUCAGGAGUCCCAGCCCCACUGUGGCCAGCAGCUCAGAGGAAGAGGAGGAGAUGUUGGUGAUGAAGCUGGGCCUGCACUGCCUGAGCGACACCAUGGCCUGCUCUGCCAUCAUGGCUGUGGACAUCACGUCGGCCCUUCUGCUGUACAAGCAUCGCCAGGGAGUCCUCCUCUCCAGGCUGAUGCUGGACUUCUCCUGGCUGCUGGAGGAGAUCCUGCUGCGCCGGCAUGACGUGGGCUUCUCAGGGCAGCUGCGCGCUGUGGUCUGGCACAGCCUGCGCCUGCUCGGCCCCCACGUCACCUUCUACCACCUCAGGCCCCUCGGGGACGUCCUGGUGGUCCCCGAGGCCUCGGCUGAGGCCUGGAGGGAGCUGGGCCACCACAGCACUGCCCUCCUGCCUGUCUUCGCCUGCGAGGCCGUGGGAGCCUGUGCCAUCCGAGCCCUCCUGCUGGAGCUGCUGCCGUUCCUGGGAGGCCCCCCUGGGCCCCCCGGCAUCAUCCUGAGCCAGGGUGAGCUGCACCAGAAGACCCUGGAGCUGCUCCAGCUGCUGCCCCCCAACCUCCUGGGGCUCCAGCCCUGCCAGCCCCUGGAAUGCCAGAGCCAGGACAUCUUGGACAAGCUCCUCCUGUGUGGGCUCCUGCAGGCUGAGGAGGAGAACGAGCACUGGCUCUGUGACGUGUCCUCGCAGCCCUGGCCUGGGAUGGACUUCACUGACAGUGACAGCGAAAACGAAGUCCCCAAGCGCUGCUUCAAGGUGAGUGAGCCCCCGGGCUGCCCCGGCCUCCUCCUCUUCCUCUGCCGCCUCCUCGGCCCCGUCCUGCGCAGCUUCACCGGAGCCGCUGGCUUCGAGGAGGCAGCCUGUCUGGAGGACCUGCUGCAGUUCCUGGCCCAGGAGGAGGGCUGGGGUGAGUUGGGGGCGGGAGGUGGCCUGGAGGGCACUUCUCCCCGCACAGGCCCCCCCAGCAGGAGCCUGGCCCUCAGCUCACUGCAGACCUUCAGGGAGAUGGGGGUGCUGGAGGAGGUGCAGACCCCCACAGGUCCCCAGCUCCAGCUCCCCCAGCCCUUCCUCACUGCCACCAACCGGGAGAAGCUGGAAGCCUUUAUCCACCAGUUCACCCAGUCGUAG